AUGACAGCUCGUGGAAAGCUUCGUACGCUCGCAGUGUCGACACCGAGGGGGGUCAGUCAUCUGAAUCCUGUUGACGUCAAGCGCCAUGCGGACGACCGGCAAGGGCCAGCGAGGUUGGCCGCUACACUGCUGCAGAGCCAUGCAAAGCGUUCGCCGGCGGUGAGACAUCUGGGCCCUUCGCCCUCCUGCCUGCCUGAGCCGCCUUUUUUCUUAGAAGAGAGAGAGCGUUCUGGAUUUCAGCUGCACGCCCACGCGCGUCUUGCCUGCAAGUCGGUUCCUGCCGCCCUGCCUCUCUCGGGCAACCUUGUGAAGACGCAGGGCCCUUCCACUUGCGCCUCUGCCUGCAUCUCUGCGCCAGUACCGCUGCGAGAGCAGCUCAAGCCCAUGCCGCCCAAAUAA
Molecule: messenger RNA, 399 nt
Organism: Moesziomyces antarcticus
Lineage: Eukaryota; Fungi; Basidiomycota; Ustilaginomycetes; Ustilaginales; Ustilaginaceae
Exons: 2
Coding region: 1-399 (132 amino acids)
Source: RefSeq, a predicted model, not a curated record